This is a messenger RNA of Chrysoperla carnea, 940 nucleotides long. It is a transcript of the gene Nelf-E, whose product is annotated as negative elongation factor E. Gene Ontology annotation, cellular component: NELF complex. NCBI's taxonomy places the organism in Eukaryota, Metazoa, Arthropoda, Insecta, Neuroptera, Chrysopidae. Gene Ontology annotation, biological process: negative regulation of transcription elongation by RNA polymerase II. The record is from RefSeq and is a predicted model, not a curated record. The coding region runs from base 122 to 940 and encodes 272 amino acids. Gene Ontology annotation, molecular function: RNA binding. The transcript has a single exon.
UGUCUUAAGAAACAAUUUGUGUACGAAACAAUGCAAAUGUCAAACUUAUGUUUGUAAAUAAUACAAGAAAAAAUACUUAUUUUAAUUAUUCUUUAUUAAAGUAAAAUUAAUAAAAGACAAUAUGGUUUACAUACAUUUCCCGUCAAAUUUAACCGAAGAAGAAUUGAUGUUACAAGCAAAAUAUCAAAAACUAAAGAAAAAACGAAAAGCAGUACAAGAUUUAAAAGCUCCAAAACCUGAACCAGAAAAACCAAUAAUACCAAAACGACCAGCGGAAGCUAGAGAUGCUCGUGAAGUUGCAAAAAAAUUAAUUAAGUCUGGGGCAAUAAAUCCAAUAUCAAAACCACAAAAAAGUUCGGAUCAAGCCUUCAAACGACCUAGAGGAUUAGAACGUAAAUUGAUUACUGAUAAAACUUUAAGUAGCUAUCAACCGUUUUCCGCAACACAAUUAGAAAAUGGCGAUCCUGAAUCGCCUGAAAAUCGACCGCCACGAAUCAAAAAUAAGAAUUUGUAUGAUUCAUUUGUAAGUCAACGUGAUCGUGAGGAACGUGGGAUUACUGAAAAACGUAAAGAAGCCGAUAAACCACGACAUGGAAAUACAAUUUACGUUUCUGGUUAUCAAAUCACUGAAGAGUAUCUCCGAAAACAUUUUAGUAAUAUUGGAAAUAUCGUAAAUAUAUCAAUGGAAAUUGAAAAAAAUCGAGGAUUUAUAACUUUUGAUAAAGUUGAACAUGCAGAAAGAGCAAUAACUGAAUUUGAUGGAAGUAUGACGUCUGGUAUACAAUUAAAUGUUUCAUUUGCAAGAAGGCAGCCACAAAUUGAGCCUAUUAAUGAUGCAACAUCCUCAUCGACAUGGUCUAUUGCUGCAGCAAGUAAUUCACAAAAAGGCAAUCACCGUGAUAAACGAGAUUUAGUAAUUUAUGAUGAUAUUUUUAAUUAA